Messenger RNA from Ilyonectria robusta, 750 nucleotides. RefSeq lists its product as uncharacterized. The coding region runs from base 7 to 597 and encodes 196 amino acids. The transcript is spliced from 2 exons. NCBI's taxonomy places the organism in Eukaryota, Fungi, Ascomycota, Sordariomycetes, Hypocreales, Nectriaceae. The record is from RefSeq and is a predicted model, not a curated record.
GCUACAAUGAUUCUAAUACAAAAAGACGAGAUAUCUCACUCCCCAAUAGCUGAAUGUCCAACAACACCAACAACACCAACAACAACUACAUCUCAAUCUCAUCUCUUCAGCCUUUACCAAACCACCAUAAAACAAAACAUUUUCACAUUCAUCAGCAAAAUGAAGUUCUUUAUCGCCGCCAUCCUCUCCGCUGUCGCCGUUUCGGCCAGCCCCGUCGCCGUGGCCGCCGACGCAGUCUUCACCGUCUCCGACUUCAGCGCCGGUUGCAUUCCCCACAGCACUCAGUGCCUUUACUCCUUUGGAGUUCUCCAGCCCGGAACCAUGGAAACCACACCCGUCAAGUGCGAGGCUUUGGUCACUGCCAACACUGACGGCACCUUGCCCAACGUCAAGCACGGCAAGUGCAAGGAGUCUUCGCGCCUCUUCAGCGUCACUCGUGGUGACAAGGGCCUGUACCUCAAGGUCUGGCAGCCCGUCACUCCUUCAAGCAACCAGUCCGGCAAGCACCUGCUGCCCAAGAAGGAUCUCGUUACAUCCAACAAGCCCAACGCUGUUGUCCAGAGCUAUAAGGGCCCUAAGAAGUUCAGUCUCUACUAGACUUGGAGGCGAGGAGAGUUGGUAUGAGAUUGAUAGACGGAUUGUAUAUAGUAUUGUACGGUAAAAAUAUAGGCGAUUUUAAGUCGACCGAAAUAAUUUAGCCAAUGAAUUCUUUUAUUGAUAAGGUACUAAUGAAUAUCUUAAUUUUUUUUA